Molecule: messenger RNA, 1374 nt
Organism: Dracunculus medinensis (Guinea worm)
Lineage: Eukaryota; Metazoa; Nematoda; Chromadorea; Rhabditida; Dracunculidae
Source: the annotation of a GenBank genome assembly
AUGCAAUUUCUUAGCCAAAUACGCCGUUUGGAGGGUCAGCUUGAAGCAGUUUGCGCUAGCCAAAAUUCUGUUGAAAAAUCUCAUAACUAUGCGAACAACAGAUUAUUUGAUGGAUCUUCAGCAAAACGAAGAGAUGAUUACCAACAAUUGUGUGGAGAAGCAUUAAAAUACAAGAAUCUAAAGCAGUUGUUUGGCAACGAAAGAGCACUGCUUAAAGCAAGAGAAGAGCAGCUUAAAAUGCAGUUGGCAGAAAUGACUGAAAAAUAUGAAAGUCUUUUCAAGAUAAUUAGAGAAAACCAAUUCGAAAAUGAUUCUGUUUCAUCAAAAAAUGGGGUAGACCAAAUCAGAAAUUGGAAAAAUGGAAUGGAAAAUGGAAUGCAACCGAAAACACUUUUCGAAGCGAGACGAAUUAUAUCACAAUUGGAAGAUGAUUUACGUCAAGCCAAUGAAACGAUAACUGAUCUCGAAUUAAAAUUAGUAGAUGUGAAGGAAAAUUGUGGAAAUGAUUUAAUCAAUCAAAACGAUUUUCUUCAACGAAAGAUUGAUGAGCUGGAAGAGUGCAAGAGAAAUUUUCAACGGCAAUUUUCUGAUCAGGAAUUGACACUGCAUCAACUUCAAAAAGAUUUGGAGAAACUUUUGGGUGAGAAAGACAUGUUUCGAAUGCGUUGUGAUGAAUUGGAGAAAGUUAAUGAAAAUGCAAUAAAACAAAAUUUUGAUCAGUCGGAAGCUAUAAAAGCUCUUCGUUUGAAAUUGUCUCAUGCAAAUGAAGUGCAAAAUGAAAGUGCUAGGAAAUAUAUUUCUCAAAUUGAAACAUAUCAGAAAUUGCUAAAGGAGAAGGAAGCUGAGCGUACUGCUUUCAUUCAGCAACUUUGUUAUGAUGAUCAAAUGUAUAGCAGUGCAGCUUUUAUGGAUGAUUUGAAAGAAACUGACAAGAAAAUGGAUGAAUUAAAGUAUAUCAAUGAACGAUUGCAAAAAAAAGAAUCAGAAUUGCAACAAGAAAAGGCAAAAUGCAGUGCGAUGUCGGAGGCUUUGGUAGAAGCAAAUAAUGCAUUAAUGGAUGUAAAAAAUGAAUUUAUUGAAACAAAAAAUCGAGCUAAAAUGCUUGAAGCUAGGAUAAUUAAAUUGGAAUCUGAAUUAGAAAAUGCGAAUGGAAAAUUUAAAAUAGAACAGUUAUCGACGAAAAUUUUGGAAAGUGCGAAUGAGGAACUUAUGGACUUACUCGGAAAGAAAACUUGCGCUUCCAAAAGUAAAAAAAGUGAAAUGAAUCCAUUGGCGAAUGAGUUUCUCGAUCUACGGAUGGAUCUAAGUCCUAUGGAUGUGAACAUAGCAUUGGCACCAACUGCUGUUAAUACUGCCAAUCAGAUUACAUCUUAA